Messenger RNA from Rhagoletis pomonella (apple maggot), 1026 nucleotides. RefSeq names its product probable sodium/potassium/calcium exchanger CG1090. The record is from RefSeq and is a predicted model, not a curated record. The coding region runs from base 16 to 420 and encodes 134 amino acids. Gene Ontology annotation, biological process: calcium ion transmembrane transport; intracellular calcium ion homeostasis. The transcript is spliced from 3 exons. Gene Ontology annotation, cellular component: membrane. Gene Ontology annotation, molecular function: calcium, potassium:sodium antiporter activity; calcium channel activity. NCBI's taxonomy places the organism in Eukaryota, Metazoa, Arthropoda, Insecta, Diptera, Tephritidae.
AUACCGGACACGGUUAUGGGAUUGACAUUUGUUGCUGCUGGUGUAUCUGUGCCCGAUGCCCUAAGCUCAAUAGCGGUAAUCAAAGAAGGUUUCGGCGACAUGGCCGUAUCGAAUGCGAUUGGCUCGAAUGUCUUUGAUAUCCUAGUGUGCUUAGGUCUUCCGUGGUUUAUACAAACGGCCAUAAUAAAGCCGGGCUCGCACGUCAAUGUCAUUUCGAAAGGUUUGACAUAUUCCACUUUGUCACUUUUCUCGACGGUCAUCUUUCUCAUCUUAUCCACACAUUUGAACGGCUGGAAAUUGGACAAACGACUUGGCAUCAUCCUAAUGAUUUGGUAUUUAUGCUUCAUAACAUUGGCAUCGUUGUAUGAAUUAAAUGUAUUUGGAUACAUGAACCCACCGGAAUGCACCAGUGAUUACUAAGUACAUACUAGACCAAAUGUGGCUGUAAUAAAAAUAUAUGAAAAAAUAAUAAGGAGGAGGCUAAGGGCACAACAAGUUAUUGUAAAAGCUAAUCAACAAAUCACAGAACUAAGUUGCACACAAAUAGAUAUUUACAACUGUUGAUGUAUGUUAUGUAUUUGCGUAAGCUGAAAAAAAAAAAAAAGUUUGUAAAACUGGGUCGACGUCAAGAAGGUUUCGCAGAUUACGUAUCUACGUACAUACAUAUGUAUGAAUGUAAGAAAAAUCAAAACAAUGUAGAUACAUCUACAUAUAAAAAAUCCAUACAUACCUAUUAAUUGAUACCCUGCAGUAAAAUUAAGAGACAGUCUGACAAAGCGCUAGUUCCGAACUACAUACUAUAUCAGAACUAAAUCUGAACUAGCGCAAAACGGAUGCAGAGCGGGACAGUUGAAACUUGCGUUGUAUUGUACUCGUACAAUACGAAAGUAGCAAGCAUCGUUGGCCGUGAGUUCAAAUUGCGGUGGGGGCAGUUGUAAGUUUUCAAAGUUAAUGAAUUCAAAUUGUUGCGUACAGCUUGCAAUAAUUUUUAUUUUUAUUUUAUUUUUUUUUUUAAUAAAAUAUGUG